AUGAGGCCCAUCGCAGUAUCUCUGGUUUCAGUGAGGAACGGCUACUCGUGCGUCCCCGUGGCUCUGUCGGACGGUUUGGACAUAAAGCUGAACACAGCCGUGCGGACCGUGCGGUACAGCACGAGCGGCGUCGAGGUGUACGCAGGCCCGGCCCGCGCGGGCCAAGGCACCAACACCACCGUCUACAAGUGCGCGGCGGUCCUCGUGACGCUGCCCCUCGGUGUGCUCAAAGCCUCGACGCCACCCUCGGCCGUCACCUUCAACCCCCCCCUGCCCGACUGGAAGUCCCAGGCCAUACACCGGCUCGGCUUUGGCAACCUCAACAAGGUGGUGCUCUGCUUCGAGAAGAUUUUCUGGGAUCCAACGGCAAACCUCUUCGGUCACGUCGGCAGCACAACGGCCUCCCGCGGUGAGCUCUUCCUCUUCUGGAAUCUGUACAAAGCCCCGGUGCUGCUCGCCCUCGUCGCCGGUGAGGCUGCCUGCGUCAUGGAAAACGUCAGCGACGAUGUUAUCGUUGGCCGCUGCAUCGCCGUCCUCAAGGGCAUUUUCGGGAACCAGGUGGUGCCCCAGCCAAGGGAGAGCGUAGUGACGAGGUGGCGGGCCGAUCCUUGGUCACGGGGCUCCUACAGCUUCGUGUCGGUCGGCAGUUCCGGCAGCGAUUACGAUCUGCUCGCGGCGCCCGUCGCCCCGCCCGCCACCGCCCCUCCAUCGGCCGGCCAACAGACUGGAGCCCCCGCCCCGAGCCAGCCCCGUGUCUUCUUCGCAGGUCCACUUAGAGCACUCUCGCGUCUUUUUUUCCCACUUAUACAAAUCAUCUCAUACACAAUUUCCGGGCUAUUAUCAAGAAUUAUGGGCGAUGUUGAGCAGGUUGGAGAAGGUGUUGUUGCAAAAUUCACAACAGGUAUUGUUGCUAGAUCUAUAACAGGUGUUGAGGGAGCAGCGGACGAUGUUGAGCAGGUUAGGAUAGGGGAUGUUGUGGAUAUCUUUACAGUUAGAAUCGAUACAUCGAUGACAGCACCUAUUGAUGAUGCAACUGCUAAGUCAAUUGGUGAGCCCCACUCGAACGUGCUGAGUGUCUCCAACUUUCGCGUGUCUGAAAAAGUUGGAGAUGUUGCCGGUGCCGGCGUCCCCAAUUCUUCAAUAAAAGAAGAAUGUGGCGAAGAAGUGUUGAACUCAUCUUCUGAAAAAUAA
Molecule: messenger RNA, 1191 nt
Organism: Copidosoma floridanum
Lineage: Eukaryota; Metazoa; Arthropoda; Insecta; Hymenoptera; Encyrtidae
Gene: Su(var)3-3
Product: lysine-specific histone demethylase Su(var)3-3
Biological process (GO): regulation of DNA-templated transcription; chromatin remodeling
Cellular component (GO): nucleus
Molecular function (GO): oxidoreductase activity; transcription factor binding; flavin adenine dinucleotide binding
Source: RefSeq, a predicted model, not a curated record